Molecule: messenger RNA, 3558 nt
Organism: Sporothrix brasiliensis 5110
Lineage: Eukaryota; Fungi; Ascomycota; Sordariomycetes; Ophiostomatales; Ophiostomataceae
Exons: 2
Coding region: 1-3558 (1185 amino acids)
Source: RefSeq, a predicted model, not a curated record
AUGCCUUCGAACCUCCUCCUUUCGGUGGGGUUUCGAGCCGAGUUCCUUAUCGGCUUUACCGAAACGGAUCAUGACAACAACAAUGACAACCUUGCCUGUAUUACCAACCGACCGAACAAUGGGGGGCCUCCUGCAGUCCCUCUCCCGCCGCCGGACCCGGCCUCCCAGCCGAUCCGCCUGCCCGUCCGCAACAGCCCCGAGAGCCACGAUCGCGUGCUCUUCGGUGCUGUUGUCCACGCAAUGGGCAACUCGAUCGCCGUCUCCCAGUUCAUCGAGGAGACCGAUCCAAUUUACCCUUUGCUGGCAACUGACGCCAUGCGGUCCCCCCCACUAUACGCAAAAAGCCAAUUUUGGUUCGCACAUAAGUGGUUUGUGGCUUCGGCCGCUUCUCAUUUCGUGGGCCCGCUGGUUCCUGUCAUGCUCCCCCGACCCCCUCGACGUGGAGGUGGCCCUCAGGCUCCCUCCCCCCUCCUAGCGUUCUCCUGGCGACCUGUCGCCAUUACAACGCCCGUGUUCACGGUCUCGGAUGUUCUUCCAGACAUGUUCCUACUGCCCGACCCACAGCAAGAUCAACAUGCGUUUGCCAACCACGUCUUCGAAGCCCAGCGACGCUCCAAUGCGCUUGUCUCUGCUCCCCUGCAGGGCCUGCGCUCGCUCGUCCUUACGCAGCUUAACGAUUCGUGCUCCUUCGUGGUUCACGUUGGCUUAACCUGUUCCGAUGAGGAGAACGAGCCGCGUCGACUCCUGGCCUUGAAGAAGCUGGUGACAAUUCUGUGGCUCGGUGGUGAGGCGUUCCUGGCCAAGCUAGCUGGCCCCAAGGCCGUGGCCGUGACACCCUUGCUGACCGAGUCGGCAAGUCUCCGUGUGCGGCCCUCUGGGUUUGCAGGCCACCUGUUGAACGUUUUGGACGACAACCAGGGCAGCAAUUCUGCGUACGACAAGUGGCUGUCCCCUUUACUGGGUCCAGCCCCUGUCCUCGCAGACGUCCACAAGCAGGUCACCCAACGCAACCUGGCGGACUAUGUCCUGCGCCGGGAGACACCGAACGUGGGCACUCGGCCCGGGCGACGGAGGUUCGGAGUCAAUACCGACCUCACCGUCUCGCAUGAGCUUUUCCUGCUCUGGCGUGCCCGUGAUGUUGACACCAUUGCCAAGCUCAUGACCCCGUACUUUUGGAAGGGCCCGUCUCAGGUCCCGCCGCAGCACUGCGCAAUUGACUUUGCCAAUCUCCGCAACGAUGUGCGUGAAGAACACCGUUCUACGCAUCAUGCGACCAUUGCAUUUCGCCUGUUCCCAGCAACGCUUGAUCCUGCCAUGGUUCUGGCCUGGACGCGCCUGUCUGCCGGCUUAGCGGCGCAGGCGGCCUUUACCUCUCCGGCCCAGUUCCUGAAGAUCUGCAACCGCCUCACCGGCGGACCGAAGGGUGAUAGCAAUGGCUCGCAUAGCCCAGACAGCAGCAACGACGGCAACGAGGGCAGUGUUAGCAGCAGUAGUGGCGGCCCCGGCAGCAGCAGCUAUGGUGGAAGCUCCGGCAAUGACGGUGACAAGGAGAGUAGUGGCAACAGCAGCGACAGUGAUGGAGCGGACACCGUCCGAGGUGCCCAACGCUCCAAUGUCGCCCCCGAACUACUUAUUCCUUUUCGCCAGGCAUCCACCGCUGCUCCUCCUGUCGAUAACUGGGUCGCUCCGCCUGGACUGGCCCUUCCCAUCGCACGUCCUCCGGUCCGGUUCAUCCCUGGCUAUGCCAUCGAGGCCCCGGCUGACAAUCGGUUUGACCGCCCAGCACCCGUGCUUCCCAUCGUUCAGCCUCUAGCGCGCGUCCUGGCCCGGCCAAACCGGCCUCGUGUGCGUCUGUCCGCCGGUUUCACAGACACGGAAGGUGAAGAUGGCGGUAACCUUCAAAACCAUAACACGCAGCUCGCCGCCACCAUUUAUGCGUUGGACAAUUACGACUCCCAGGCCAGUGGCUGGACCAGCGGCUGGUCCAGCAACAGUAUGCCGUACACGUCGGCAGAAGGAGAGGAGGUUCCUGAUUCGACCGGAGCUCAGCCAAUGAAUCUCACAUCCGACGAGUCGGAGCCAUCCUCUUCUUUCCAGAACCUGAAUGGCAACGAGCCUGCUACCAACAACCCUGGAUCUCAGGGGCGCAACUAUUUCAGUGUGGUGCUUGCGUCCGACAACCAUGCUUCGGAUACCGACGGUUGGACUAGCGACAGCCCGCCAUACACGACGGACGAAGAGGAGAACAUCUCUGCUCCCGCCGGAUUUCAACCAAUGGAUCCCACAUCCGGCGAGUCGGAGUCGUCCUCUUCCCAAGACGCACACCGCAGUGAGGUGUCUCCUCCCCAGAACCCUGGGCUUCAAGCUGCACUUUCGCCUGACUACCCCGGCACGAGUACCGAAGGCUGGACAAGCGAUAGCCCGCCGUACACGACGACUGACGAGGAGGACGCUUCUGAUUCGAGCGGAGCUCUGCCAAUGGAUCUCACAUCCGACGAGUCGGAGCCGUCCUCGUCUUUCCAUGUAUUUUCGUCUGACCACCACGGCCCGAGUACCGACAACACGCCCUACAUGACGACCGAGGAGGAGGACGCUUCGGAUUCGAGCGGGGCCUUACCAAUGGAUCUCACAUCCGACGAAUCGGAAUCGCCCUCCUCGUCCCAAGGCGGAAAUGACAACGUUCCCGACAUGGUUGAGUCUGAAAAUCACGGCUCGAAUACUGACGGCUGGACUAGCGACAGCCCGCCCUACACUUCGGUAGGAGACACUUCGGCAGGAGACACUUCGGCCGAAGAAGAGGAGCCUUUCACUCCGACGCAGCUGAUGGACCUCUCGUCUUAUGACAUCGAGCCAUCUUCCGUUCUUCCCAAUGAUCCAAACCAUGCCAUUGAUGAAUCUGACCGCUACCAUACGGAUACUGAAGGCUGGACUAACGACAGCCCGCCCUACACUUCGGUAGGAGAAACGUCGGCUGAAGAAGAGGAGCCUUUCACUCCGACCCAGCUGAUGGACCUCUCGUCUUAUGACACCGAGCCGUCUUCCGUUCUUCCCAAUGAUCCAAACCAUGUCAUCGAUGAAUCUGACCGCUACCAUACGGAUACUGAAGGCUGGACGAGUGACAGUCCCCCGUACACCUCGGAAGAGGAGCAUUCCUGCCCUUCCGUUGUGCACGAUGCUAACCUUGACGCUGUCAUGUCGGGCGAGUCCGAUAACCAGUCUGUGGUCCCAGAAUCCGCUUCUAACCAUGCCGUUCCUAGUGACAACGACCCAAACGACACUCCACCACAGCCCGCUCAUGCUGCUGGCAUUCCGGCCGCGAGCUUCGUCCAGAACUCUCAGAGUGACGCCUCUCGCGAAGGCUCGCCCCUGGAUGACCAUGUACGCGACAACAGCAACGACCUGGACGCUGAUCCGUUUGAUGUCUGGGCGUUUGUGCGAUGGCUGAACAUUGGUCAGGAGCCGCUUGAAACUCUACGCCAGUUUGUCGACGUGCACAACAAUGUGCACCCCGAAGACCAACCUCAGGCGGACGGCGGGCUGCCCACGUUUCCCCGGUAA